This is a messenger RNA of Macrosteles quadrilineatus (aster leafhopper), 1184 nucleotides long. Its product is annotated as UBX domain-containing protein 1. The transcript is spliced from 7 exons. Lineage: Eukaryota; Metazoa; Arthropoda; Insecta; Hemiptera; Cicadellidae. The record is from RefSeq and is a predicted model, not a curated record. Gene Ontology annotation, molecular function: protein binding. Bases 120 to 1109 code for a protein of 329 amino acids.
CCGUCACCGUCACCGGUUGUGGUGGUUCCCGGUUUAAGUUAUCAGUUUUGGCUAUAAAUUUCUUGAUAAUCACCCUCACGCAAUAGUUUAGUGAUAGUGUAUUUACUAUUUUGUUCAAAAUGCCAUCUAAUGAUGUACAGAUGUUGGUCGAGAUGGGGUUUACCGCGGAAAAGGCGGAAAGAGCACUUUCCGUCACCGGCAAUCAAGGAGUAGAGCCUGCAAUGGAAUGGCUGCUGGCGCACGGAGGGGAACUAGAAGCUGAGGCGCCAGCUGCACCGACUGUCUCAGUGACUGAGACUGCAGCCGUUCCUACUGUGGAACAACCUGCAGAACCUGCGCAGGCGGAAGGCAGCUCCGGCACUACUGAGACUGCCAAGUCUCUGAAAUGUGACGAGUGUGGAAAGCUCUUCAAAAAUCAGUUGGAAGUGGAGUUCCAUGCAGCUAAAUCCGGACACAGCAGUUUUUCAGAGUCCACAGAGGAGAAAAAACCUCUCACAGAAGAAGAGAAAAAAGAGCAGUUAAGAUUAGUUGAGGAGAAACUGAAGCAAAAGAGAAAAGAGAGGGAAGAGAAGGAAAAAUUGGAAGCUCUGGAAAGAGAAAAGAAUAGAAUUAAAUCUGGGAAGGAGAUGACAGCGGCAAAGAAAAAAUUGGAAGAGCAAGAGUUGGCAAAGUUGGUGGAGCAGAGGCGAAGAGAAAAGGAAGAGGAGAAGAAGGCUAGAGAAAGAGUGAAAGCACAGAUAGAAGCUGACAAAGCAGCGAGGAAGGCAAAGUUUGGUGGAGGUGGUAGUGACGCAGCCCCUGCUCCUGUCCCAGCCACUGUUCCUACCCCUGCAGCUACUACUCCUGCUCAACCCAAGGACUACACUACCACUAGAAUACAGAUACGAUUAACCAACGGGCAGGCAUUGACUCAGACGUUUAAUCCUAAAGAACAAUUGUCUGCAGUAAGACUUUACGUCCAGAUGAACCGAACGGAUGACAACGGACCCUUCACUCUCAUGACUAGCUUCCCAAGGAAAGUUUUCAAAGACGAAGACUACGACAAGCCUUUAGACGUCUUAGGGUUGGUGCCUUCAGCAGUGGUCAUUGUAACCAGAGCGCCCCAUUGAUUUAUUCUCUCUUAUAAGUUUUAUUACCUUGUAUUUUUCCAUAACGUUUAUUAAAAGAACAAUAUGUUAUGUGGC